CUGUGACCUGACAGCUGGAUGAUUGCCACAAAUCUAGUCUUCCCUCCAGCACCUUCGACCUAGCAAACCCAACCAUUCCCUUCUGUCAACCAUUUUUUUGGCCUCACAUCGGCUGCUAGACGUCCGCAAGUGCAAAAGUCCAAAGUCCAGCCUCAGCCAUCUGAAGCACUUGGGAGCCCACCCAGCCAGGAUGAGCUGCAAUCGAGCAUUGCGGGGCAGCUGCCACUGCGGUCGAAACCAGUACCUCGUACGACUACCGAGCAAUGCAACUCACGAUGCUCAAAUCCUCUUCGACACAGACAGUGGACAUAGGAUCUCGACCGCGGCACCACUUUCUGCCUUUCUUCGCGUUCCACUCGAAUGGUAUCACAGCCAAACAUUCGCCUUCUUCCCGGAUGAGACGAGAUCGACUAUCAGAAGAACCUUCUCGCACCCUUCUGAACAGCAGGUGCAGCGAUACUUCUGCGGGUUCUGUUCUACCCCUCUAGCGACCUGGAGCGAGCAGCCGAGAAGCGAGGCAGACUACAUUCGCGUGACGCUUGGCAGUCUGCUUACACAGGAUCUACGUGACCUGGAAGACAUAGGCCUUAUUCCCGAUGAUUCCGAUGCGGAUGAGAUGGACAUUGUUCCUACACCUGCACCCGCCGCGGCCGCGACCUCAGAGACACAAUUAAUUGGGCGAGAGUUCCAAAGCAUCCCUUGGUUUGAGGCCAUGAUCCAGGGCAGUCGCCUGGGCAACAUGCGCACAAGUAAAGGCACACAGCAGAGCCAAGAUGGCAGAGUACGGGUCGAGUGGGAGAUCACUGAGUGGAGGGCCGACGAGGAUGACGCGGAAGAGGCCGAGGCAUCUGAGUCGUCGGCUACGGGUAAGAGAAAGCGAGGGGAGUCGGGCAGCUCUGCUGUCGGAGCUACUUCAUUGUGAUCUGAAGCUGGAGGUGGAUGGUUCAGUGGUCCGCAAAUCCGUGUUAUUACGGAUGUGACAUGUGGCUGUUUUGAAACGGCCUCGUGUAAACACAUUGCUCUUCUAUCAAGCCUCUUUAUCUUGAUUGAGCCGGCAGG
Messenger RNA from Pseudomassariella vexata, 1059 nucleotides. RefSeq lists its product as uncharacterized. The transcript has 2 exons. The record is from RefSeq and is a predicted model, not a curated record. Bases 191 to 922 code for a protein of 243 amino acids. NCBI's taxonomy places the organism in Eukaryota, Fungi, Ascomycota, Sordariomycetes, Amphisphaeriales, Pseudomassariaceae.